Molecule: messenger RNA, 284 nt
Organism: Ambispora leptoticha
Lineage: Eukaryota; Fungi; Glomeromycota; Glomeromycetes; Archaeosporales; Ambisporaceae
Source: the annotation of a GenBank genome assembly
UAGCUAGUAAAGUGGUUCCUGAAAGUACUAAUGUUAAUAGUAGGUUCUAUUCUAAUACUGUAUUGCCUGAGGUGUUUAAUAAUUUUAUGAAAAAAAGAGAUAGACAUACUGUAAGAGAUGUGUUGUUGCAUCAUGAUAAUGCUAGGCCACACAAGGCAGAUAUUGUUACUGAUUAUUUGAAGGAAAAACAUAUUAAAUUAAUGCCUCAUCUACCUUAUAGUUCAGACCUAGCACCAUGUAACUUUUAUUUGUUUUCAAAAAUUAAAAAUGAAUUAGCUGGUUGA